Molecule: messenger RNA, 1236 nt
Organism: Aureococcus anophagefferens
Lineage: Eukaryota; Pelagophyceae; Pelagomonadales; Pelagomonadaceae
Exons: 3
Coding region: 1-1236 (411 amino acids)
Biological process (GO): microtubule-based movement
Molecular function (GO): microtubule motor activity; ATP binding; microtubule binding
Source: RefSeq, a predicted model, not a curated record
AUGGCCGACGACGCGGGCCCCGCCGGCGGCGUGUCCGUCAUGCUGCGCAUCCGGCCGCGCAACGCGAAGGAGCAGGAGGGCGACGACUGCUGGAGCUGGAGCGACGACGCCAUCGUCGAGGUGGGCCCGUCGGGCAACAAGCGCUACGCCUACGACCGCUGCUUCGCGCCCGGCGUCGGGAACAAGGAGGUCUACGAGUGCUGCGGCAAGCCCGUCGUCGCCGGCGCCCUCCGGGGCGUCAACGGGACCAUCUUCACGUACGGGCAGACCGGCUCGGGCAAGACGCACAGCAUCCUCGGCGUGCCGAGCGACCCGGGCAUCCUCCAGCGCACGGUCGCCGACAUCUUCGCCGCCGUCGACGAGCGGCCGGACUCGAACUGGACCGUGCGCGUGAGCUACAUGGAGGUCUACAACGAGGAGAUCAACGACCUGCUCGCCGCGGCGGACGGCGACGACAAGCGCCGGGGCAAGAACCUCAAGAUCGUCAGCGACGACCCGGUCAAGGGCGCCGUCAUCGCGGGCCUCUCGGAGACGGCCGUCGAGCACGCGACGGCGCUGCUCGACCGACUUGAAUCACUCUUGUGCUGCCCAGGCGAGAGCGCGCGCGCCUACGGGUCCACGGAGAUGAACGACAAGAGCUCGCGGUCCCACACGAUCUGCAAGCUCUCCAUCGACAGCGAGGAGACCUUCGAGGGCGACGGCGACGACGACCUGAGCCGCCGCGUCGUCAAGCGCGCGGCGUGCCUGAGCCUCGUGGAUCUCGCGGGCAGCGAGCGGCAGAAGUCGACGGGCGCGUCGGGCGCGCGGCUCAAGGAGGGGUCGAACAUCAACCGGAGCCUGCUCACGCUCGGCCGCGUCAUCAUCCCCUACCGCGAGUCCAAGCUCACGCGCAUCCUGAAGCAGUCGCUCGGCGGCAACGCGCGGACGACGAUCCUGUGCACGAUGACGACGGCGCCCGUGCACCUCGACGAGUCGCUGUCGACGCUGCGCUUCGGCCAGCUCUGCAAGCUCAUCAAGAACGCGGCCCAGGAGAACGUGCAGAUGACCGACAAGAUGGUCGCGGCCAGGGCAGCAAAAGAGAGCGACAUGCCCAACUUCAAAGGCUCCUUUCUCGGCCGGUUUCCACUCGUUUCGGCUGAUUUUUGGACGAGCGAUCAUCUCUCGGAACGGUCUCGAAGCGUGGAUGCUAUGUCCGGAAAACGCGCGCGCCAAACACGCACAAUGAAGCGACGUUGA